Messenger RNA from Punica granatum (pomegranate), 3683 nucleotides. The record is from RefSeq and is a predicted model, not a curated record. Lineage: Eukaryota; Viridiplantae; Streptophyta; Magnoliopsida; Myrtales; Lythraceae.
AUGAUCCUGGUUGAAAUUUUUGAGCCUAGAAAGAGAAAUGUCAAUGCAUUUGAACUGUGCAAGCUGAAGGACAUCUAUUUUCCCUAUAUUUAGUGUGAUGAAGUAUCCAAGCAUGGGAAGACCUGCAGACCAGCUGUAUUUCAGGUUGAUGGUGUUGAUUUAGCUGAAAUUGAAGGUGGAGAGAUUGUAGUUACCAACUUACAUUCUUGCAACGGGCCAGAGUUUGUCAUACAUGUGCACUUCUCUAUUACCCAAAAAACCAGGGCAUCCGAAUCUCCUGGUUGCGCAACUGCUAUGGAAGCCAAUGCACGCUUGAUAAAAUGUGUUUAUUUUCCUUUUGUUCAGGGCAAGGAGAAUAUCGAGAGGAUCUUGGAGGAUUUAGAAGCUGAAGGAUGUGGAGUUGCUGAAAAUUAUGAAACCUUUAGCCGUGUUUCAAUCCAGAGACUUGGUCGGUUACUUCCAGAUUCUCGGUGGGCGAGUUUCGACCAUAAUCACUGGUUUAUCAAUCAAGAACUUGUUUGUGUACGGCUUCCUUUCAUGGAACCAAAGUCUGGGAAAGGAGAUAAAGCUCAUCGAUUGAAGAGAUGCUACUCGAGAGCAAAAUGCUUUAUUGACAGACCUUGCCCAGCACAACUCUUUUACCUAUGGAGAAAAAAGGUCAAUGUGGAAGUUUAUAGAGAGGGGAAGCUGUUGACUCCUUUGCAACUGGAAAAGGAGUAUCAGGAUUGGAUUUUCCAAAUGCAUAACCAAUAUGAUGAAGAAAGCAACAGUGGUGAGGGCCAACCGAUGUUUGUUAUCAACCCUUCAAAUAAGAAGGCUCUUGGCAUGUCCUCUGAUGUUGUAAGGGUGCAUCAAGGAAUGAAAAGGAAGGGAAAGUCCUAGAGAAGUGGUCAGAAAAUCAAAAUUUUGAAGGUCGCAUAUGCAGGAUUUCAUAAGAAUAAUGUCUAUGGUACUUUGGAGUACUUUUCAUUGGAAGGUCUUCAAGGGGAUGCUGGUGGGGAGGCACGAACUAUUUGCAGACCUCUGCCAGUGCCUGAGGGGGAUGGCCGCAAAUUAUCCAACAUAGAUGAAAAUCCCGAUUUAGAUAUCCACAACUCUCAGUCCUUGCCGAUCGGUUUGAUUGAUUCUGGAAAGUUGGUAUCUAUUGAAGAAUCUGAAUGGGAAUCCCAGUUGGAGAAGCAGCGCCAAAAACUUCCUUGUAGAAUUGACUUGCUUGGAUGUGAAGAUUGUGAAGAACUAAAGAUUGAUGGGGCAUUACCUAGUGAUGGACCAAUAUCUGCCAGACGAGACACACCAAGGGAACUUGUGGCUGUUCUUCGCCCUUCAAGCUUCGGUUCCUCCAGUGUUUCGACUAAAUUGGCUCAGAAAUUCAUCAUCAAGGAAAACAUAGAAAUGACUAUGGAGGUCAAAUUUAUAAGUGCUGUUGAUAAAUCUCAAGAUGAUCAUGUGUACUCGUUAAGGAAGACACCUUCUUCCCAUGAAGGGUUACAUGGUCUCUAUGUCUUUGCAUUUGGAAGCAAGUUCCCGAAAUCAUUCCGGAAAGUUGGUGUUUACGGAGUUGGAUCAUGUUUCCCACGGUCGUCCAUUGCAUGCUACGACAGUUAUGAGAAUCGUGUUCAAUUCACAUCAAGCCAAGACAUCACGGUUAAACUCGUAACAGGAAGUGUUACUACGUGUGUAAAAAAUUUAAAGCAGAUCUUUCAGUUAAUAAAAAAGAGCUCUGAUUGUUGCUUUUGUCACAUGCUCCUAUACAUUCAUAGUUACCCGGAAUAUGCAGUUUUACUGGAUGAUAAUGCAGAUUUUCUUAGAGCAUGCUCGGGCAAUGUCACAGGGAUUUUCCUUUAUCUCAUAUAUAAUUCUCUUCAUGUUCUGAUUGGUGAUGUCUUUCAGAUUUUCGAUGCUUAUGGCAAUCACGUCUCAGAGGACACUGAAGUACCUUUGGUUCUGGAUGGGUUUUACAUUGAGGAUGAGAUGGGUUUAAAGCAUAAGAUAAAAGUGUUUUUUUUUAUCCUUUUCAGGGGUGGUGAUGUCGAUAGUAAUGGAUUUGUUGACCUCAGUGGCAUCUUGAAAGUGGUGGCAUACUAUGGAAAGAAAGAUAGUUUUCUCAAUUUCAUCGCUUGGAAGGGUAUGAGCCUGGGUGCUGGGGGCAAAAUUAGAAUUUGCGGAGUUGCCAAAAGUAUCUCCACUGGUAAAUUAGUAAUAUCUGUUAAAUUGCGUGCGGUCUCGCUGUCUAUCUUAUCUGACGGCGAAAGUAUAUUCAGUAUAGAGACCCAAACUGAGGAGAGGGAGAUGACAAUGGAAUCAAGGAUUAAUGUUAUGCAUGCUUCAAUGAUGGAGAAUGAUACUCUACUACUGUGUAAGAAUGAGGAUGUUAUGGUGAUCCCUAGCUUAUCAACCCCUGUAAAUGCAGAGAACUUACUUUCAGUCAUUAAUACUAAGGGUCUUGAGGAUGAUAUUGAUGAAAUGGAAAUGGAUUAUCUGUUCCUAAAGGAGGAAAUAUUGGAACGAAUCCAGAGCAAGGAUCAGCAUAUUGCACUUCUUGGAACAGUUUCCACUACUCAACUCAGCAGAAUAUUAGCCAAGUACCUCGGGGAAGAUCAGAUGCUCGCGGUUGUCUGUAGAUCCUAUGAUGCGGCAUUCUCUCUCAAGAAAUAUGAGCUAAAUGGAGAAGUUGAUGCUAGAUUUGCCCUUUAUGCAAAAGCAGCUGAGCUUGGAGUAUCAAUGAAUGGCCAAUUCCUUGUCGUGUGCCUUGACGACAUUAUGCCAUAUGCUGGGGAUUUUUAUGGCCAUAAUUCUGAGAGAGAGCUAAAAUUACCUGAACCUUUUCUGCCAACUGGAGAAAUUCCUCAAGGAUUUAUUGGAUACGCGGUUAAUAUGAUUGAUAUAGAAACUGACAGUUUGGGCACCAGGACUGGAAAGGGAGGAGGCCUUCGGGAAACACUAUUCUAUUGCCUCUUUGGGGAGCUUCAGGUGAAUGACACCAGGGAAAACGUGAAAGAGGCUCGGAUGUCCAUCAAGCAUGGUGCAGUAUCCGUCAACGGAGGAAUUUUGAGAGAAAAUGGUCUGAUGUCUCUUGGCUAUUGGGAGCCAGAAAUUUGCUUUCCAGUUGUGCCCAAAGUUCGGUCAGGUGGCUCUUCAGGAAAUAGUGCAGAAAACAUGAGGCUGUUCGAAGAGAAGAAACAGGAGUUGAGAUCUAACCCUCCACUGCAUUGAAAAGGUUAAAAGAGAGCAUGAGGAAUGUUUGAAAACCUUCAAGGAGAAAACCAAUAAGUUAUGGAAGAUGUACGACAUUCUGGAAUCUUUGAGAAAAGAGUUGUUCAAGGAUUUCGUGCAGUGGAAUGAAACCGACGGGAAAUUAGCUCUUGCUGGUCCAGAUUGCUCGCUGUAGAAAGAAGACUUGUUGCAGAGUUAGGAAUAGAAUAGUUCUUGUUAAGCGAUAAAGAAUAGGAUCGAUGACGACCAUGGGGAUUUACAUCGAAAAGCAGUAGCUUGGUAUCGAACUGGUAUGUAUCGACAACUUGCAGGUCCCGGUGAUUAUUGAAACAUGAUAUGGCGAAGAAAGUUGCAAUGAUCUGUAUGUAGUCAAAACUAGUCCUCUUUCGGGUUAGUUUUCUUGGUGGAAACCAAUUGCUGGGAGAUGUGCAUUGUUUUUCUAUGGCAUUGAUGCAAGUAUGGACCCUCAA